Molecule: messenger RNA, 1432 nt
Organism: Suillus fuscotomentosus
Lineage: Eukaryota; Fungi; Basidiomycota; Agaricomycetes; Boletales; Suillaceae
Exons: 5
Coding region: 285-1262 (325 amino acids)
Source: RefSeq, a predicted model, not a curated record
UUUCGAUCUGUUCUCCGCUCAUCUUUCUCUCCCAUCGUGACAAGUGCAGUCAUAUACGAGUCAUGAAAUCAUCAGCAAUUGAAUGACUUCAAAUAGAAGAGGCCCAGCUGAAAGCUUGGGGCACCAACGCCUCGAAUUUGGAUCACAUCCAUUGAUGUCUUUCGAGAUUCGGGACAUCCAACACACGUAAGCACGAAUACUUGCCCAGUACUGGUAUUAAUCGCCAAGUACACGAUAGGGGGAAAUAUAAAUACCCCCUAUUGAUUCUACCCACAACUGCAUCAAUGGCUACCAACUCCGAACUCGUUGAUGGCAGCAGUACACCUCCGGCGUAUGACACAAUAUUCUCAGCAAGCCCCAUUCAAUGCGAUCAAUCAUCAGUAUUUUCCUCUCGUCGCAUGAAGAAGAAACGAACAGCCGUUCUGUCCCGCAUCCGUGAUAUCGUCUUAGGCCCUGAUUUCACCCCUUCUUCUGUGGUUCCAAAUGUCAAUGCCUGCGCUGCUGCCCUCCCAGCUGCCGAGUUCUCCAAAAUCCUGCAAAAACGCAAUAUCGAGGGCCACACAGCACUGUAUUGGGCGAUUGUGAACAAUCGGCCACAAGCUCUUUGGGCGUUGAGGAAGUUCAUUUCCGGUCAUUAUUCCUCUGUUUGUGAGGACGACUUACACAUUGCAUGCAUAAUAACUAGCGACCAUGCAAUUUUUAGCCAGCUAACUCUUGGAGUUCGAAACGAAGACUGGUAUUUAGGUUGCUCGCCAGAUCGGAUUCAGGUACAUGCAUGCGAUGAACCCACCAACCAGUUUAACGUUGUUCUGCGAAUCGGGAUGUUCCAAAAACGCCUGCGCGUUGCUACUAGUCGUCGUGCAGGGUUGAAAUACAAUUUUGUUGCGGGGGGACGCAUAUGGUUGCUGCACUUCCACAUGCCAGUGCCUACUAAUGGAAUAUGGCGCGUCGAGAUUGGUCUUUGUCAGUAUAGUCUUCCAGCGCGUUUCAACGCUGUACUUGUGAUCGAGCCGCACAACCGGAAACCUGGCACUGGUGCAGCCCCACCUGAAGCACUGAAAAUUUCAUCAUCAUUGGCGAAUACAAAAUCUGUGGCCCUUGCACCCUGGCUAACCCCUGACGGUCGUUUCAUUCCGAUUUUUCGCUUGAACAUGACAUGGAGCAUAUCGAAUAAGCUGGGCGACUGGGUAAUGCACGAUGAGACGGAAUAUGUAGAUGCUGAGGGCACUCUAGAUGCGAAGCUGGAGAUGUCAUUGUUAUGAAUCCAAUGUUAAUAGCUGAGGGCACACUGUCAUAUUUAUUCGUACUAGGAUAGUAACAAACAAGUUUUUCAUACUCAGCAAGGAUCCUUGUCCCCCACGUGCUAACCCUCCCAAAAUCGUAGAUUCAUUUAACUAACCUCUUAACCGGUUAAUUAUGUAUUUGUAUCUUC